Molecule: messenger RNA, 480 nt
Organism: Cadophora gregata
Lineage: Eukaryota; Fungi; Ascomycota; Leotiomycetes; Helotiales; Ploettnerulaceae
Exons: 3
Coding region: 1-480 (159 amino acids)
Cellular component (GO): cytoplasm; nucleus
Molecular function (GO): protein tyrosine phosphatase activity
Source: RefSeq, a predicted model, not a curated record
AUGGCCGAAACACAAACAACACAAACUGGGAAUUGGUGGGACGCAUUCCCAGCGCCUCGAGCGAAAUGCACGGAGAUGACGGCGGAUGAGUUGAUGAAAGCCUUUGAUGAUAUGGAUCUUACGCCAGAGCCGAGAUCGUUUUUGCUUGUUGAUGUUAGGCGGAAUGAUUGGGAAGGCGGAACAAUCCAGUGUUCUCUCAACCUCCCAGCGCAGAGCUUUUACCAGUCUCGCAAAACCCUUCUUGAUCUUUGCGACAGAGCCUCCAUUAAGCAGGUCAUCUUCUACUGUGGAUCUUCGAGCGGUAGAGGACCCCGUUGUGCAAACUGGAUGCAAGACUACAUUGAAGAUGUCUCUAAAUUCGGACGGAAGAGUAACCUUAAAGUGCUUAUUCUGAAAGGUGGCAUCAAGGGAUGGGUCAAGGAAUUUGAGGGCUCAAUGAUGGACGCCUUCGAAGAGAAAUACUGGGAACAGUUCAAGUAG